UAGCUAGCCAGCUAGCCGCUGUAAAAGCGGCCAGAAAUCUUUAAAAUAACAUUGAGGGCCUCCUGGAUGAGACGUAUUCACUCAGAAAACACAAGAAACUGCCUUUAUGGGACGCUUGAUCGGUGGAUAUUACGACGCGAUGGCCAGCUAGCGAGCAGUCUAAAGCUAGCUGCAGCUAGCUGGUCGGCUAGCCGGGGUUGGAGCUCCGGACCCCCGCAUCCAACUCUGUCUUUUUCGCCUCUAUGAAAUUAGUUUCCGUGCCAUGCCAUCUUUGAUUUAACAGAGCGUUUGUUCUUACGUUUAUUAAAUUAUAUUAGUAAAGGAAAGGUUUUCCUUUUAUAAUAUGUAGGUCACUGUACCCGACCAAUGAUAGUUAUAUGGGUCAUCAUCGGGUAACCUAUGAGCAGGAACAGCUGGUUAGCACGGUAGCUAGCUGCUUUGGUAUUUUUUUAAAAUAUCAGUUAUCAAUAACAGAAAGGCAAUAACGUUAAUGCACAUGCUUUUGUUAGUGCGGAUUACUCUGCAGCGUGUGUGGCUGAGGCUAGCAUCGAGUGGAACAUUUAUUUUUUUCCAUGUUUUGGAGUCGUCGCUGGACCAUCGUUAGCUAACUUGGCUAACUAGCCGGAUCCUGUUAGCUCAGUUAACCGAGCAGCUUCACCAACUAACCAGGAAACUAAGUAAUCAUGCUGAGUAAGGAGCCGUGUUUCCUCCGCGCCUAGCAGCAGCAGCUCGGUGCAGACAAAGUGGACUGUUUCUGGGGUUUGGUGAGAGGAGGGAUGGCAUUUCACGGUGCAGGCCGGCAGACCGUCUGUGGAGACUUGUUUCCGGGCUCUGAGUUGGGCCACAAGUAUUUCUGUGUCAACUCCUCCUGCGGAGCCCCCUCCACGGGCCUCAGUGCUACGCCGUGCCUGACUGGACCCACUGCCCCGGCUGGGACCCCUCGUCACCCCACAGCUCUCGGAGGGAGCACAGGCGGCGGAGCAGCAGUGCCUCAGCCCUACAGCAACCCGGCCAGCGAGGUGCCCAGCCCUGCAGAAAUGGAGCCAGACCGCCCCAUUGGUUAUGGCGCUUUUGGUGUUGUCUGGUCCGUUACUGAUCCACGUGACGGUCGCAAGGUGGCUUUGAAGAAGAUGCCUAAUGUCUUCCAGAACCUGGUUUCUUGUAAGAGGGUCUUCAGAGAGUUGAGGAUGCUCUGCUUCUUCAAACAUGACAAUGUUUUGUCAGCUCUGGAUAUUUUGCAGCCUCCACAAAUCGACUGCUUUGAGGAAAUCUACGUGAUAACAGAACUGAUGCAGAGCGACCUCCACAAAGUGAUCGUGUCUCCUCAGCCUCUCACCACCGACCACAUCAAGGUCUUCCUCUAUCAGAUCCUCCGAGGUUUGAAGUACCUGCACUCUGCUGGGAUCCUGCACAGGGACAUCAAGCCUGGAAACCUGCUGGUCAACAGCAACUGCCUGCUCAAGAUUUGUGACUUUGGCUUGGCACGGGUGGAGGAGCCUGACCCGUCCCGUCACAUGACCCAGGAGGUAGUGACACAGUACUACAGAGCGCCGGAGGUGCUGAUGGGCUGCCGACACUACGGCUCUGCCAUCGACGUCUGGUCGGUGGGCUGCAUCUUCGCAGAGCUGCUGGGACGCCGCAUCCUCUUCCAGGCUCAGAGCCCCAUUCAGCAGCUGGAUCUGAUCACAGACCUGUUGGGAACGCCUCCUCUGUCGGCCCUGGCAUCAGCCUGCGAAGGAGCCAGAGCCCACAUCCUGAGGGGGCCGCACAAACCGCCGUCGCUGUCAGUGCUCUACAUGCUGUCUGAUGGAGCGACACACGAGGCGGUGCACCUGCUCUGUCGGAUGUUGGUGUUUGAUCCGGCCAAACGUAUUUCCGGCAGCGACGCCCUCUCCCACCCGUACCUGGACGAAGGGCGUCUGCGUUACCACACCUGCAUGUGUCAGUGCUGCUACUCUGUUCCCAGCGGGCGAGUCUACACCCGAGACUUUGAGCCAGUCGCCGAACGGCCGUUCAGCCACAGCUACGAGAACAGUCUGCUUUCUGUGUGGCAGGGAAAAGAGUUAAUCCAUCGCUUCAUCACGGAGCACCAGCAGGGCAAACGAGUGCCACUGUGCAUCAACCCUCAGAGUGCUGCCUUCAAGACCUUCAUCAGGUCCACUGCAUGGCACUCCUCCAAGGUGUCCAGGAAGGAGGAGAGAUGAACGGUCCUCCUCUUUCUCAUGAGGGGCGACAUCAGCGUUUGAGAAAGGAUUUAUUGGCCGUGAAAAUACUGAAGAGUUUGGGAC
This is a messenger RNA of Epinephelus lanceolatus (giant grouper), 2288 nucleotides long. It is a transcript of the gene nlk1, whose product is annotated as nemo-like kinase, type 1. The record is from RefSeq and is a predicted model, not a curated record. Gene Ontology annotation, molecular function: MAP kinase activity; ATP binding. Gene Ontology annotation, biological process: protein phosphorylation. Lineage: Eukaryota; Metazoa; Chordata; Actinopteri; Perciformes; Serranidae.